Messenger RNA from Callithrix jacchus (white-tufted-ear marmoset), 7102 nucleotides. The record is from RefSeq and is a predicted model, not a curated record. NCBI's taxonomy places the organism in Eukaryota, Metazoa, Chordata, Mammalia, Primates, Cebidae.
UCAUCCUGUCCCCAGGCAGCCCUCCCAGGGCAGAGGUGAGGCACCGGGCCACGAAGUUGGAGGACAAGUUCCCAAGCAGGGCUUCCUCGGGCUCCUCCUCGCGACAGUAAUUUGACACUUGGAUCUCCAGGACGACUGACAACAAAAAAGCCAGGCAGAGACAGCAGCUGGCUGUCAGCAGAGGAGCUGGGCUGAGGCGCCCAGGGGAGCAGCGGCACCCACAGAGGAAGUACCAAGACAGAACAAGGAGGCUCCACUCUGGGGCGCUGCUGCUCGGCCCCCAACACCUGAGCUCCAGCCUGGCAGGAGCCCCGAGAGGAAGCCAACGCAGCAUGGCCGCCACGAACUUCGUGCAGGAGAUGCGAGCCGUGGGUGAGAGGCUGCUGCUCAAGCUACAGAGACUGCCCCAGGCUGAGCCCGUGGAGAUCGUGGCCUUCUCAGUCAUCGUCCUUUUCACAGCCACUGUUCUGCUGCUGCUGCUGAUAGCCUGCAGCUGCUGCUGCACUCACUGCUGCUGCCCCGAGCACAGAGGCAGGAAGGUCCAGAUACAGCCGACACCACCAUGAGGGAUGGGGGAUGGCUAAGAAGCUGGAGAGGAGAUGGCCAACGCCGUGACACAGGUCAUCAGCCUGACCCUGCAGCCCUCGCCCCUCAAAACCAGGCUCCCCUGGCCCCAGCUCUCGACUGGCCCAGGUACCUGGACACUCGACACCUGGAGCCCUACCAAGGAAACCAGGGCUGGUACAGCUGCAAACCUCUCACCUGCCUGUGGACACUGGGUGCUGAGGAGUCAACUGUUUCAAAGACUGGGUCAGCUGCCUGGGUUUCUUCGCCUACUUGCACUUUUUAACAAAACAAGGAAGUAGGUGUCCCCAUACCUUGAUGGAGAACAGUCCCCAUCUGUGAGCAACUGGUCCUUGGGGCUCUACUGAUCCAUGCCAAAGAGAAGCAAGGCAAUCAGAGGGGCUCUGUGCAAUAGCUUCUGCAUCCGCACUCCGCCAGCGUGUGAGCAUGUCAGUAUUCUAGUCCAGUAUUUGCCCGUUUCCAAGUAAAAGCCUUUGGGUUAUGUGUUUCUGUGGUGCCAGACUCCCUGAGGUUGGGCUGGGCUCUGUGCAUCCAGAGGAGGUGUGGCCUCUGCUCUCCCUGUGCCCACGAAAGCUGGAAAACCACGCAGAGAAGCAUGCCACACAGGUGGUAACACCACGGGACCAGUGGAGGGUGCCAUGAAAUUCCUGUCAUGCAUUAGCUGCUAACGAGCUCUGCCAGGCUGAAGCUUAGGCUAGCUAGGCUCAGGAACAGCACUUAACUCUUUACUGCCUGCCCCUUUGGCCUAAACCAAACUAGCAGACUCCCCAAACUAGCAGACUCAGGCCGGUGGGUCUUCGAAAACUGCCAGAGGAAGGCCCUAAUGUAAUCUGCAUGCUGACCCCGUGGCCCUCCCCCACUUGUAUGCUGUCUGGGCUCACACCCUCACCCUGUCAGCUGCGUGACUCGACCUCCCUAAGCCGAAUUCCUCCUUGGUGAAAUGGGGCAAAUCCUGGUACUGCUUCCUGGGGUGUGCUGUGAGAAUAAAUGCAGAUGACUUGCGUCUAGCACUUAGCACAUAUCCAAGAGCCUCAUCAACAUGAACCACCAUUAUCUGCCCCUCGAAACAUGGGACCAACCAGGGGAACAGGGACCCAUUUUAAAGACUGGUCCUGCUCCGUUCAGCUGAGUUUUUCUUCCAGAGAACUUUCCAGCUAGAGCUACAAACCCAGGAGUUCGGGGAGGAGAGGCACACGGCUCCAGAAACGUCAAUGGGGCCAAACAGAGCAUCCCGAGGUGCCUCCCCAUGGCUUCUCCAGAGCCACGAGGUCUGUGUUUUUCUGUUUUCUUUUUUGAGAGGGAGUCUCGCUCUGUUGCCCAGGCUGGAGUGCAGUGAUGCGAUUUCGGCUCACUGUAAUCUCCACUUCCUAGGUUCAACGACUGUUCUGCUUCAGCCUCCCAAGUAGCUGGGACUACAGGCAUGCGCCACCAUGCUUAGCUAAUUUGCUGUAGUUUUAGUAGAGAUAGGGUUUCACCAUGUUGGCCAGGCUGGUCUCGAAUUCUUGACCUCAGGUGAUCCUCCCAAAGUGCUGGGAUUACAGGCAGGAGCACCAAGCCCAGCCGAGAGGUGUUUUUCACAUGCUUCCGUCAUUUUGCCCUGCAUGGCCAUGCUCUGGCUGCCUAGGAGCAGAGCCCUGUCUACCUGAGAAACAUGUCAUGGAGAGGGGAUGGCAGGCCCUGCCACAGCCACACCAUUUCAAGCUGGCUGUCCAGGCCACACUGGCAGUGACAGGCAAGGAGGAGCUCUCACUGUCUGCUUUCACUUUCUGGUGUCCACAGACUUGUCUGACAGGUUUAGGUUAAAGACCCAGAGAAGUGUUUUCAUACAAUAGAAAGGAAAUUCAAGAAUUUGCCCAUUCUCAGCUCCCUCCAAAGAAUAGGAUUCGGAAUGAUGAUGAUGAUGAUAAGAUGGCUAAAAUCUGCUGAGGGCUUACACACACUGAGCAUUGUCUUCAGCAUUCUGGUGCAGAUAAACUCAUUUACUCAUCACAAUACCUCAGUGUUGAAGAGAACACUGUUACCCCCAUAUAGAGAUGAGGACAUGGAUUGAUGCUAGCUUACUUGUCUAAGUUCAACCAGCUGAAAAGCAGCAGAGCCAGCCUCAGUCCAGCCUGUCUGGCUCCAGAGCCUCUGCUCACCACACCCAGGGCUCCUGACCCAAAACGUGGCCUCCUGGUUGCAGGACAGACAAGGCUCUAAUUCUAUUAUCCUCCAGUGACCAACCCCAUACCCAAAACACCCACAUACCAAACUUUGUCUCAGAAUAACCUUCGCAGGAGUGGGUGGGACCCAACAGGUAAGAACUGGGGUGGUGCCCAAUGAGGCGUCCCUCCCAGAAAAACACAGGGGAGUGGACAGACAGGAAACCCUGCAUUUUUCCCUCCCAGUACCAAUAGCUGGAGGGUCCCUCGAAGCCGUCUGAUUGGGAGAUGCCCCAACAGGGAAGCAGCCCAAUUCCUGGGUGACUUUUCCAUAAGCCAGUUUUCAUCAGCAUAAGAAUGGCCCUGCUGGAGGGUGGCUGAGGCUGAGGCUCUUUGCUAGAAAAUAUUCUGCUUCUCCAGCCUAGUUGCAGAGAGGUGGGAACCACAGACAGCCCUGGGCACAGGCAGGCUGAGUGGCCGCUCCAGGGCAAGUGGUGCACAACUGCUGACCCCACACAGGAUUCAGUCCCUGCCGUCAUAGGACUCACUCCCUGCUCCUCCGCCAACUGGCACACACUCAGCACAGCUGUCAGACCAACUCCUUCUCAGGCUUCAAACCCACUGAGAUUAAUCAACCAGGUCUGCUCUCUGAUAGCAGCCUGGCUCACUCCUUCAAGAGGCAGCUCCUCAUGCCAGUCUUCCCUAGGGAAGAUGGGCAUGGAAAGGUGGCAGCAGUUGUCCCACUAUGGGAAAGAAUAAACAAAGCUGCUGCAGACCUGGGUGGCCUGAAGACAGGCGGGGGCUAUGGGAGGGGCGGCCAUUAGGCUGGUUUCAGGUUUAGAGGACGUCUGACUUGGCCACCACCUGUCUGUUCCUGCCACUGUGCCUUCCUGGACCACGCCACCAUCAAUGCUUACUGUGAUCACUGCAGCAGCAUCCUAAGUGGUCCCGACAAUCAUCUCACCAGCCUCUUCAAGCCCACCCCCAGCUGGGGCCUCUGCUUCCACCACAGGGCAGGCUGCUCUUGGCUCCUCAAAAGGGCUGCACUCUACUCAGAAGACCUGUGUGCCAUACUGUCUGUAUGUCACGGCUGAUUAAAAACUACAAUAGGGCUGGGCGCAAUGGCUCAUGCCUAUAAUCUCAGCACUUUGAGAGGCCAAGGCAGGUAGAUCAUUUGAGGUCAGGAGUUAGAGACCAGCCUGACCAACAUGGUGAAACCCCAGCUCUACUAAAAAUCCAAAAAAAAUUUAGCCAGGUGUGGUGGUACAUGCCUGUAGUCCCAGCUAUUCAGGAGGCUGAAGCAGGAGAAUCACUUGCACCCAGGAGGCAGAGGCUGCAGUGAGCUGAGACUGUGCCACUGGACUCCAGCCUGGGCAACAGAGUGAGACUCCAUCUCAAAACAAAAACAAAAACAAAAAAACGAAACUACAAUAGGCCAGCACAGUACAUCACAUGCAUGUAACCCCAGCACUUUGGAAGGCCAAUGAGGUAUGAUCCUUGAGCUCAGGAGUUUGAGACCAGCCUGGGCAACAUGGGGAGACCCUGUCCCUACAAAAAUAAAAACAUACAUAAAAUAAAACCAACAAUAAAGGCACAGAUACAAGAAUCUCAUUGCAAAACUUGGCAGAGUAUAUAAAAGUUUCCUGGCCAGGCGCAGUGGCUUACCCCUGUAAUACCAGCACUUUGGGAGGCUAAAGCUGGUGAACAACCUGAGGUCAGGAGUUUUGAGAGCAGCCUUAACAACACAGAGAAACCCCAUCUCUACUGAAAACACAAAAUUAGCCGGGCGUGGUGGUGCAUGCCUGUAAUCCCAGCUACUCAGGAGGCUGAAACAGAACUGCUUGAACCUGGGAGUCAGAGGUUGCAGUGAGCCGAGAUCACGCCAUUGCACUCCAGCCUGGGCAACAAGAACAAACUCCAUCUCAAAAAAAAAAAAAGUUUCCUUCCAGCCAGGCAUGGUGGCACACGCCUGUGAUACAGGCUGAGGCAGGAGAAUCGCAGAGGUUGCAGUGAGCCGAGAUCACGCCACUGCACUCCAGCUUGGGCUACAGAGUGAGACACUGUCUCAAAAAAAAAAAAAAAAUUAUCCAAUCGGGGCUAGCAAUUAAUUGAAAAAGCUGGUUAAAGCAACUUUUGUUAAAAAACACCUUAGUUCUCUACACAUGUCAUUUUAUUAUUUUCUUACACAUCUCGCAUUAAAUGGAAACAUACAUGUUCCUAUUCCUAGGCUGGUCUUCCUGACCUUUCUCUGAGUGUGGGCUUGCUGAACAGAGUUCCUGUAUUGUUACUUUCUAGUUUUGGUUUCUUUAAAACAGAGCAAGAACUUAAAGGCAAAGGAAUCUGAGUAUGAAAGCCAUCUGGGUUUUUACAAAAUGUCCCCAAUGUUUAGUUAUCAUGUCUGCAUCUUUUUUCACAGAAACAUUCUCUGAGUAACUCCAAAGUCAUCCCAAAGUAGUCAACAGGUAUUUCUAGAAACAACUCGUUUGUCUACUCACUCUGAGGUGCAGCACAGGUGCUUCAGAGCGCAGACUGUGCCACUGGAUUCAAACUCCAACUCACUUACUAGCUGAUGACCUUGGCUAAGUCAUCUAACCUCUCUGUGCCUGUUCCCCAUAUGUAAAUUUGGGGUUUCAGCUAUUAUUGCUGCUUUGAUGGUUCCUGGGAUGUUAAAUUCAAUUAUGUAAUUACAAGUACAACUGCCAUGAACAGGUUUGGAAACCAACUUGACUCUUGAUAACCAUCUGAUUUAACUGACGGAGCCACAGGCCAAGGGUGUACUAGAGACUGGCCUACUGCUGCGAGUGUCCAGCAUGCCAAGGGCAUUAGUAAGUUUCAAACAAGGAAACGGAAAGCAUUAGGUAAGCCGGGUCAGUGACGCCCCUGAUAGUUAAGAACAACUGUACUAAAUCUGCCACCAUCUGUCAUCCAACCCUGGCCACAAUGAGGGGAAUCACCUGAGGAACUGUAAACAACACGAUGUCCUCAGAGGCUGAUGUAAGUGGUACCAGGUGGCCUGGGCAUUUCUAAAAGCUCACAGAUCUUUACAAGCAGGGAUGAGCACCCAAUGGCUAGAAGGGAAGCCCUUGGGGGGCAGGGCCUGCCUUUCUAAUCUCACAACUGUACAGUGCCUGGCGUGGUUCCUGGCCACAGCGGGCCUCACAUCCUAGCUUUUAAAUGAGUAAAUGGUGGCCACUAGGUUUCACACACCAGGGACAGGCUUGAUUCCCUCUUCCCAGCUCCCCUACUGUACCAGGAGGCAGAAAUCAACCACACAAUGUUGCUGAGAACAAAGGCACCAAUAGGAAGCCUCAGCGGGGAGCAACACUUCCCCCAGAAACAGUUCCAGGAGGUGCCAGGCGCCAGCCAGGGCUGCAGUUAAUCAUUCACCCCACAGCACAGGAAGUGAGGCCUACGCCAGUCCCAGCCCCAGCCCCAAAGCACAGGAAGUGAGGCCUACGCCAGUCCCAGCCUCAGGACUUCCUGAGUUCCGGGCAGGUCCUCUCAGUCCACACAUCAUCCAGACGGGACAGCCCAGUCCAAACCAGCCACAGGUGAGGUGGCCUAAUGGCCUGGGGCAAAGGCCCUGGGUCCAGUCUCUUCCCCAUCCACUCCAAGUCUGACUUCUCUCAGGAGGGACUCAUUAACAUGUGUGCCCUGAGCACCCCCAAAUGACAUCACACAAGGGCAGAAAGCAGCUGAAGGGAAAAUGUGAAAGGCAGAAAGGGAACUGUGGUUGCCAGGCAACCAGCCUAGCCCACCUUUGUUUGCUUUGGUGACAGCAAUGAAGGUCUGGUCAGGGCCCCUUAGCCACGCUCACGCCUUUUCCUCUCAACAGUGGCUUCUUUGAGUCCGGGUGCACCUCUGGUCACCUGGCAGCCUCUUCAGCUCAGCCCUGAGCUGAAGUGUAGGUCUGAAGGACCACCCUGAAUUGCCCUUGUAGGACCCAGGACGGCUACCAGCAGAAUCAGAAUCUCAUGGACCAACUGGUAAUCAAGAAGACAAUCUGGAAUGAUGAGUUCUGGCAGAACCCCUGGGACCAGGGGGGCCUGGCAGUGAUUAUCUUAUUCAUCGCCGCUGUCCUGCUUCUCAUCUUAUUUGCCAUUGUGUUUGGUUUACUCACUUCCACAGAAAACACCCAGUGUGGAAAGCGUGAAGAGGAGUGACCUGACUUCCUGGGGGCUGAGACAGCAGCAGGGCGAGUCCUAACAAAAUGAACAGUUCAUUUGGAUGUGAGUCAGAGAUGCCAGCUUCCACUGUGAUUUUUGGAACCUUCCUUCCUGGAGUUUUCUGCCCCCUAGUGCAAUCCGAAGGCCUGGGACACAGCUAUCUUUCAGGACUACCCUCCAAUAUUGUCCUGAACCAAGACUUACUCCUGG